UGUUUGGAAGGUAUUUGGGGCCUCUGUCCUUCAGGGUUUUAAACAUCACCUCUGGAAUAGUUCAGCCGGUUGGAGCACGAUACUUUUAAUCUCAGGGUUGUGGGUUCGAGCCCCACGUUGGGCAAAAGAUUCCUGCAAUUGCAGGGGGUUGGACUAGAUGACCCUUGUCCCUUCCAACUCUACAAUUCUAUGAUUCCGUCUUCAUGAGAACUUCUGUAAGGUGGGAUGGCUCAAAACCAUCCAGUCUGUGUCAUUGUUGAGUGGGGGUUUGAACCUUUAAGCCUGUGCAUUGUACAUGCCAACUCAUCGUCACCAUCAAGAAAAGUUUCUCUGAGUAUGCGCAAAGGUGCGUUUCCCUCUCUACUGGUUUUUGGUUCCAGAGAUAAUGGUUUCAAGGUAGGUAAGGCCUUAAGCUGACCUGGGCCUGGUCAGUGCCUGGAUGAGUAACCCACCUGGGACCCCAUGAAUGCCACAUUGGGUUCUCUGAUGGACAAACUCUGGGAUGUAUAUGUAAGGAAAUAAAUGCCUACAUUAAUAAAUAGCCACACACACAUCUGCUAAGGUGAAGGGAGGCAUGGAGCUAUUUUAGGAUUAGCCACAAUCCCCGUGAUCAAGCGCCCUUUUUUGAUCCCAAGCCCCUCCUGAUUUCCUGAGUUUUUCCCCCACCCUCCCCACCCUGAAAUUUCUCUCUGGAGCUGCUAAGGUGAUUCAUCCCCCUCCUCCCUCCCCUGCUCAGAGAGCGGCCUUAAAAUUGCACAGACAUAAAAAUAAACCGUUUUCUUGAUCUGCGCAUCAUAUUAAUAGCAGAGCCACACUAGCACGUGGGCUGAUGCCAUGGGGAGGGGGGGAGAGAGCAGGAGCCAGAGACAUAUUGAUAUUAGAUUCUCUCCUUCUUCUUUUCUCCAUCCGCUAAGGCAUCUCAGCAGCCCAUCACCCUGGGAUGCCUGUGUGUUGCCCAGCCGGUGGUUGCCAUAGCAACAGAGCGUGGGGUGGGGGGAGAUGCAGGAGAAGAUGGAGGGGGAGAAAGAAGCAGAAGUGGACACGGAGAGAAAAAAGGGGGGCAGGGAGUAGCAAUCUACAUUUUAAAAAUAUGCAUUUAAAUAUGAGUCAGUUUGUGCAAUCUCUUUUCAGCAUCUAUUUCUAAUGUACACAGGUGUCUUUUCUGGAUCAGAGGUGGGGGACGUGGUCCUCCAGAUGUAGCUGGAUUCUCCCAUCAUUCCUGACUGCUGGCCGUGCUGACCCUUCAUUCUAGCAUGUGUCUGGUGCCGGGUGAUGCACUUUGCACAUGCUCUGAUGCACUCGGUGGUUUUUUCCCUGCACAGAGCUUCUACAGCUUAGUAGCCAGAUAGACUGAGCUAGGAACCAGGAAAUCCCCAGCAAGACAGAUAGGCAGUAAGGGUUACCUUCAUUGUUAGUCCUACUCAGAGCAGACCCACUGAAAAUAACAGUGAGGACCAAUUUAGGCCCUUUACUCUGAGCAUGACUUAGCUGAAAAGCACCCAAGUACGCUUGCCUGCUUUUAUCCUGACAAUAAGGCAGUGGAUUUGCAGUGGGGAGGGCUGCACAUUUCCUCCUAUGAACUUCAUGGCAAGCAGAGAGUUACUACCUUGUGAGUAGACCCUAUGGAUUUCAAUGAGCUACAAUUUCACCAGCUAGAUAAUUGUCCCUCGGCUCUGCAUCAGUAAUGGAGGGAGAGUAAUUUCAUCCCAGAGUGGAGAGCCACUUAGGUGUUGCAGAGAUAAUGUGUUUGAAAUAUCAUUUGACACUGCAAAAAUACGACAAGUGCUGUUAUGAUUUUCGCUACUUCACAGGUUUCCGGUCUAACGUUGACAUUAUAUUCUGGGGCUGAGCCCUCCCGUUCAGAUUGUUCGCUCAGAGGUCAACGGACUCGCCCCUCCGCCACCUGCAAACCCACAAGUCCUCAUUUCUCCUGCCUAGUGUAUGUCAUAAGAACAUUAAAACAUAAGGAGAGCCUGCUGGAUCAGGCCAAAGGGAGCCCGUAUAGUCCGGGAUCCUGUGCUCACAGUGGCCAAUCAGAUGCCCCGAUGGGAAACCUGCAAGCAGGAUUCGAACGCAAGAGCAACUCUCCCCUCCUGGGUUUUCAAGAAACUGGUAUUCAAAAGCAUUGCUGCUUCUGAUGGUGGAGGCAGAGCAUAGCCAUCCUGGCUAGUAGCCAUCAAUAGCCCUCUCCUCCAUGAAUUUGUAUUAUUAUUAUUAUUAUUAUUAUUAUUAUUUAUACCCCACCCAUUUGGCUGAGGUUUCCCCAGCCACUCUGGGUGGCUCCCAACAGAACACUAAAAACAGAAUAAAACUUCAAACAUUAAAAACUUCUCUAAACAGGGCUGCCUUCAGAUGUCUUCUAAAAGUCAGAUACUUGUUUAUUUCCUUGACAUCUGGUGGGAGGGCGUUCCACAGGGCGGGAGCCGCUAGCACUGGGAAGUUGGAAGGGACCUCAAGGGUCAUCGACCCUCUCAAUGCAUAGACAUUCUGAUGCUGCAGAAACAGGAAUAUGGUACAGAAAGGCUGGCAUCUGAGCAGAGCUUGGUGCUGUGGGUUUGCAUCCCCCUGGCGGAUGGGACUCUGCCACACCUGCUCUGCUCAGCAGUUUUAAGAAAAGAGGGAAAGAUCCCCACCCCACCCCCAAUAAUCGGAGCAGACUUUGCCGGUGGGAAGGAAAUUAUGUCUGCUGGGUAUGCGGGGGAAUGUAGCACUUAUAAAGACUCGCCUUAUUGCUGCAAUUUUUAUUUGCUUUUAGUGUUAUAUAAUGUUGUGCUUCGAAUAUUGUGUGUUUUAAUUCUUAAGGAAGGCAGCAGGGAAUGUUUUGCCCAAGGGUUCUGGCCAAGGCACAAUGGUUUAGCGGGUGGCAGCCCGAGAAGGGGCCAGGCCCAAAUCCCAGCCAUAAAGCCCUUCGGCUGACCACCCUUUCUCAGCUAUCCUCACAGGGUUGUUGUGAAAAGGAAAGAGAGGACCCUAUCCAUCGUUCUUGCUCUCUCUUUUUUUGAAGAAAACAAUACAGCACCCGGAACUACAGCGCACAGAGAAGUAAAAACAAAAAUUAUUCAUACCUAGACCUUGAACAGAUACAUGACCUGAAGAAAUUGCAGCCUUGUAACAUCAACCAUUUGGCUUUCUGGGUUGGUUGGCUUGCUUUCCUUUUCCCUCCGCUCCCCACUUUUCUUUUAUGUUGUGGCUUUUUAGAGGUUAGGACAGAGUCUGUGUUGUUUUCAUUGUAAGGUGCUCUGGGAGCUUUUGCAAGGUUAUAAAUGUUUUCAAUCCAUAAGAAAUGUAAAGGGUGACACUUUGGGAGGCAGCAGAGGGGACAGGAAGGAAAGGAAGAUGCAAAGGAUGAAUCUGAGCAAAUCCAGUUAAGUUUUACUUUAUGAAAUAGGUUAUAUCUUGUUUUAUCCCUUGGGUUCAAAGCAGCUUACAGUAGUUUUCCAGUUUGUUCUUCUGUGUUUGUCCCCACCCCCAUGGACCUACAAUCUAAGGGCAGAUCCACACCAAUGCAUUUAAAGCACGUCCAAUGCACAUUUUAAGUUCAUGAGUUUCCCCAAAGAAUACUGGGAACUGUAGUUUGUCUAGGGUGCUGGGAACUCCAGCUCUGUGAGGGCGAAACUACAUUUCCCAGGAUUCUUUGGGGGGGGUAUUGUGUGCUUUAAAUGUGCAUUGGAUGCACUUUAAAUGUAGGGUAUGGCUUUGCCCUAAGUGUGCAGUUUUAUUGUUAUUUUAACCAUCCAAUACAAUAUUAAAGAACAGCAUUUACCCAAAACUAUAUUUACAUUAAAACAUCACAAACACACAAACACGCUUAAAAACAAUUAAAAAGGUUAAAAGAACCAAUGCAUUAAAAUCAUCCAAUUAAUUAUUAUUUUUUGCCAUUCAACCAUAUUGACCCCAGUAAAACUUCUCCUUGGCUUUCGGGCAGCCACUGCAAAUCUCACAACUUUGCCUGUCACGAAUUUGUCAGAAUCAGACAACCUACGUGUGAUUUUCACCUGAUUGUCGCCAUCGGGUAUCUUACUUAACAAAUUCAGAAUAAACUUUACCCUUUGUUCAGAAUACAAAAAGAUCUUCCCUAAGUCAAUAAAGAGAGGUUUUGGGAGGAGACAGAAGGAAAUAAAUACAUGGCAUGUUGCAGUCAUUGAAAAAAAUUAUAGUGUACUUUCAGAUUUGUGGGAAAAGAGGCCUUAUUUUUCUGUUUUGCAUUUUUAAAUGUUCUUGCAUUUAUAUCCCACCUCAAGGUGGUUCUCCUUCUCCUCAUUUAACCGUCAUAACAACCACCCUGUAAGGCAGGCUUGGCUGAGAGGAAGCAACUGACCCGCCCCGCCCCCCAGGUCACACCCAGUGAGCUUCAUGGCUGACUGGCAAUUCAAACCCCGGUCUCUCCCAGACCCUAGCAGUCCAACACUCUAACCACUACACCACACUGCCUCUGUGCUUAUUAUAAUUAAUUUCCCAGGGGCAACAUGAAAGACUCGACAGUCAAGACUACAAAGAAAGAAAUGACCUGCUCUUUUAUUGCAGAAUUAAUGCCACCUGGCCUAAACCUGUACUGCGACUCACCAACAACGUGCAAAAAAGAUCUUUGGGAGAAAACGCCCCAAAAUUACUGUAAGGGGUGGGUUGGGGGGGACACACUAACCCUGGCAGACAGAACCAAAUUUAUAAGUGUUGGCUAGCAGCGAGCCUUUAAGAGACGAUCUCCUUACCCCCACCCCAAAAAUGUGGUGCAGUGUAUAUUUUAAUUGGGGGGGGGUGGUCCUCUCCCUUGCUUUUGAUAGGUAAGGGGGCUAAAAAUAGCAGAAUCCGCCAUCCAGCCUUGCGAACCCCAGAAUGGUUGGUUGGUAGGAUAGAUGGAUGGAGAGAUAGACGCCUCCGCCGCGCCCCCUCCCCCAACCCCCAAAUCUUAAAGGAACUGGAUGAUCUUUGGAGAUGGCUUGGUAACGAUUGGCCCUUUCGCUCCAUCCCCGAAGCAGCAGAGGGGGGUUAGCAUCAUUCCCAGGCACCAAAAUAACACAGCGCCAGAGAGCAGCAGCAGCAGCAGCAGCAGCAGCAGCAGCAGGACACGUGUUCGGCGUGCAGAGGAGACGGGAGAUCGCCAGAGCCCCCCUGCUCCGUGGCUCCCCCUCUCUCUUCCUCCUCCUCCCGAGAGCGCAGCAGAAGCAUGCAGCCCGGGUGAGAAGCCUCGCCUCGCCAGCCCCCGCCAGGGUGGUGGUGGACCACAUAGAAGACCACCGGAGGAUGCGGCCAGGUACCUUUUCCAGCAGAGCUGUUUGGGUUCCAUGCAGGUGUGCAGCGGUGCCUGCGUUUCCCCUGGGCUGUGGGAUGCAAACUUUGAUCCUCGUUUCUUUUUUUUUUUAACCAAAUAAAAUAGGAUUUUAAUUUUAAAUACCUUUCUUCAACCAGGUGGGCAUCUGUUGGGGAGGAGGGCGGGCAGGGAGAUUGGGGGCUCGUGAGCAUUAAGAGAGUCAGGGUGGGGUGGGGGGAACUGCCCAGGGUUAUUUUGCGCCAGGGCUGAAAGUGUGAGAAAAUCAUGUAAUUUUGGCAUCCGGGUUGAAAGUGUGACAAAAGCGUGUUGCUUUUCCAUGGGGGUCGAAAGUGUGACAAAAUCAGAAUAUCUUUUGGGGGGGGGGGCUUCCUUUAAUUUUGGAUGUUGGGGGGGGGGAGACCUCAGACCCAGCAGGCUGCUGUAUAUUUGAAGGAACCAGGUCCCUGGUUUCCUUGAAGAAAAUCCCUACCAAAAUCAGGGGGGUGAUUCCCUCCUUUCCCCCACCCAUCCCCAAUCUUCAAAUGCUAAAAACACGGGGGUCUCGAAGACACGGAAAGAAAAGGAGGGACCCCAGUAGCGUCAGAUUCUCCGACCUUCUUCCCUGCAGGUUUAACAGACUCUAAAUUUGCCAGUGACAUCCUGGAGAAAAUGCACCCUCGCUUUGUGUGUGGACUGGGCAAGCUUCAGAGCUACCUCCAUCCUUUCCUGAUUUCCCAGUUCAGAAGUGGGGCUAUUUCUAGCGGGUUUUAAAAAAUAAAAGUAUUCCAAUCCAGUCAUGCCUUACGCCUCCUUUCGUUUCACAUCACCCCCACAACACCUGUUCAGGAAGACUGGGGUGGGGGGGGGGGAAUAUUACUGAUAUCUUGGCUAUGCAAAGGCACCCUUUCUGCCUUGCUUAUGAAAACCACAACGAAUCCAUUCGCUCAUUAAGGCUGGCUUUGGGCUCACUUCCCUACUGACUGUUAUGUAACCAAAGUGGAAGCAACCCCCCACAACUCACACUAAUUUUGAGCAAUCUCUUUUGUCUCCACAUCCCCAAACAUCCAGGCCUGAAAUUUUAAACAGAAACAGGACUCCCUCUCCAUCUGUCUCUGCACAGAAGGGUCUGUCUUGCUGAGGGACCCUGGGCAAAGUGGUAGAUAUUACCCCUCUGCCAAAUAAAUGCCACCUCCUUGCUCUUUAUAUUUAACCCCCUCCUAAGAAUCAAGAAGAUGCAAUGCUAAAAAUAAAGUGUGUGUUAGUGUGUGUGUGUGUGUGUGAGAGAGAGAGAGAGAGAGAGAGAGAGAGAGAUUAUUCAGUUAUUCCAGUUUUUGAUCUUUUAAAAAUAAUAAUAAUAAUUUCAAAAGAUGAGUCUGCCUCCUGCCCACCCACUUGGCAUUAAUGAAAUAUCUCUCUCUCAAUAAAGUCAGUUUGCCCAGCAAUGGGGAUCAAAUGUUUGCUGUUUUGAGUGGGUCUGCGAUUCCAGCGGAGAGCUCUCUUGAGAGCUUCUCCCGGCUUUGAUAAAUAUGUCCAGGUCUCCGGGGAGGAGGGGAAUCUGGGUGGAGGAAGACAAGGCGAAGGGCUUUAGUAUCAGAUUUGUCAUUAAUUUGGAGCCAGGCUUGUUGAGGAUAAAUUAUGCAUCUUGCUGGGAAACCCAAGAUGGAACUGUAUGCCUUAUUACACCCCCAGCAUGACAUAAGGAUUUUGCUAAUAUUUGAUAUAUGGCUCUUGUAGAUUUCAUUCGAGUGCCCCUAGAGGGACUGGAGAAAUGAUAUAGAGAGCGGUGAGUGUGGGGAGGGGGAGAGAGAGCUGGGAAUCUGCAAGGACAAGGGUAGUCAUUCGUCAUUCUGUCAAUUGCUGGGAAAUGCAGGUGGUCCCCGGUCACCUUAAAUAGCUUGACCUGAGCUUUGCGUUGCAAUCCAAGAGCUGAGCUUUGGGGCUUGUAUAUAGGGAAGUUUUUAAUGUUUGAUGCUUCAUUGUGUUUUCAUAUUUUGCUGGAAGCCGCCCAGAGUGGCUGGGGCAACCCCCUCAGGUGAGCAGCAUAGAAAUAACAAAAUAAUAAUUAAAUUCUUAUUUAAGGCGCCCAGGGGUUGUAUGUCCUGCAAACAGCGAGGAUUGCUUUUCUUUUCUGUGGACAGCUUUUCCAUUUCGUAAGUUCAUUGUCAGCACCGUCGCAAGGGGGUUGGACUAGAUGACCCCUUUCGGGGACCUUCCAAUUCUAUGAUUAUAUGUUUCUGUGAGCAAAUGUAUGCUAGCCUCAGAUACGCUAUCAGGCAAGCUUGGCCGUGUUGACAUUUUUAGAUUUGAUUGCUAAAUGCAAGCAAAACAAACAGGUCGAAAUUAGAUCACCCUCCAGGGUGACAGAAAAAUUUCCCAGUGUAAAUUAGCUGCAUUUGUGUAUGACAUUCAAACGCUUUCCAGAAACCCUCGCAUUGCUGGCUGCAAAGAGGAAAUGAACCACAUGAACCGCAGCUCUGGGGCACCGGCUGGCCUCCCUCUCUAUUUAAAAUACUGUCCUGAACCAGGUCCUGCUACAGGGUCAGCAAGCAGUUAGUUCCCCACCAAUAAGCCCAGGUGCCCUCCUUGUGGCUCCCUAAAAUUAUUCCGUGACCUGGAGUUAGCGAACAAUCUUGUGAGCAAUUGUCUUCCUAGGAAGUGAGGCGAGAGCUGGGUGCGGCUGUUGGGUCACACCUUAAAAGACGAAAGCAAAAGGUUGGGGUGCCUGAGAACAAAGGAAUUUUGUGUCCCCCCUGACCUCAACCUGCAGGAUGUGCUGUUGCCAACUUUUUAGCCCCCCCCCUUGCUACUGCGGCUUGUGUCAAAUGUCCUCAUCACUGCAGAAUAUACAGUGGUACCUCAGGUUACAGACGCUUCAGGUUACAGACGCUUCAGGUUACAGACUCCGCUAACCCAGAAAUAGUACCUCGGGUUAAGAACUUUGCUUCAGGAUGAGAACAGAAAUCGUGUGGUGGCAGCGCAGCAGCAGCGGGAGGCCCCAUUAGCUAAAGUGGUACCUCAGGUUAAGAACAGUUUCAGGUUAAGAACGGACCUCCAGAACGAAUUAAGUUCUUAACCCGAGGUACCACUGUACUGUGGUUAAGGGCACAGAAACACUGGUCAUUUGAACAGUUGGCAACUCUCCGUGGAGGUACUAAUCCCCACUCUGCGGAAUAAGUAUAAUUAUUUUAUUUAUAUCCUGACUUUCCCCCAGAACCAGGACUCACAAACACCGGAAAAAUCCAGAAAUCUAAAAGCAUAUGAAGUAUAAUAGUUGAAAAGCAAUUAAGGUAUAGUAGAAUGAAAAUGAUGUAAAAACAAAUCUAUUAAAGUACAAAUAGUAAAACAGCACAGCACUGCUAUAAGUUCUUUCCUUAAAAAAGAAGAAGGGUACAGUUUCCGAAGGCUUGUCAGAAUAAAAUAGUCUUCACCAGCCAGUGGCCAGUCUGGCCUCUCUAAGGAGGCAGUUGCAAAUAGUAUUAAGAAAUUGGCCGGGCGCAUUUUGCGACUGGCACAGGUCCAGUUGUGACCCAUGUGGAGAUCUCUGGGGGACUCCUAUGCUCGGGUCCCUUUUAUGGGUUUCCCUUCGGGGCCUCUAGUUAGCUGCUGUGAGAACAGGACUAGACAGUCCCCCUUUGGCCUGAUCCAUCCGGCUUUUCUUAUGUUCUUAUUUAAUCAUAGCAGCCUCCAGUAGCACAAGGGGUGGGUGCGUCUAGCUGUUAACCACAAGGUUGGUGGUUUGAGCCCACUGCCAAUUGCCAAGCUGGCAUCCGGCGUCUGUGGAAACAGAGUACAGCCACGGAUAGUCUCCAUGAAUUUGUCUGACCCUCUUUUAAAGCCAUCUAGGGAGGUGAGCGAGUUCCAUCACUGGAGUGAGUUCCGUGGUUUGACUCUGCACUGAAUUUUCUCUGUCCUGAAUCUUCCCAUGUUCAGCUCCACUGGAUAGCCAGGAGUUCUAGUGCUAAGAGAGAGAGGGAUGAAAACUUUGCCCUAUCUACUUUAUCCAUGCCUUGCAAAACUGGAUAUACUUCUACCAUCCUGCGCACCUUUUCUAAAAAGUCCCAAACGCUACAACCUUCCCUCAUAGGAGAGUGUUUUGUUUUGUUUUAAUUUUUUAGGGAAAAGGCCAUCGCUCAGCUCUGGAGCCCCUCCUUUGCAUUCCAAAGGUCUCAUGUUUGAUCCCUGGCAUCUCCAGGUAAAGGUAAAGGUACCCCUGACUGUUAGGUCCAGUCGCAGACGACUCUGGGGUUGCGCGCUCAUCUCGCUCUAAAGGCCGAGGGAGCCGGCGUUUGUCCGCAGACAGCUUCCGAGUCAUGUGGCCAGCAUGACUAAGCCGCUUCUGGCGAACCAGAGCAGCGUACGGAAACGCCAUUUUACCUUCCCACCAGAGCGGUACCUAUUUAUCUACUUGCACUUGAUGUGCUUUCGAACUGCUAGGUGGACAGGAGCCAGGACUGAACAACGGGAGCUCACCCUGUCGCGGGGAUUCGAACUGCCGACCUUCUGAUCAGCAAGCCCUAGGCUCUGUGGUUUAGACCACAGCGCCACCCGCGUCCCAGGUAGGGCUGGUGUUUUCCUGAGACUGAACAAUGCAGUAUCUUAAGUUCCUAGUUCAUCGGCCGGGCUCAUUCCAAGCCUUCCUAUUCGAUCAGUCCUAACUAACUCUGGGGGUUAACUGGUGUCGCUGUGCAUGGCCUCUCAUGAUUUGUGGGCAGGAGGCGAUUUGCCUGCCACACUAAAUUAGCCACGGCCGGUAGUCAGAAGUGGGAUUUAUGAGCCAGAGUGCGGAUUUGCUCAGCCAUCCAGAAGCCACUUGCUCCAAAGCAAAGUCUCAUUGAAGCGGCUUUUGUUUUUAAAGCAAGCGCAAAAGGAUUCUAAAUUAGCAAGCUGGCCUCCAACAACCCGGCCGCCUUACCCCACUUUCCCCUCCUUCCAAGAGACACAGGAAGUGGAGGGCUGGCAGUUCCACCCUGCUGAGGACUGCAGCCUUGCUGAGGCCUACUCCUGGUUUCCCCUGCGCAAGAAGAAAUUGCAGGCUAAAAAGAUAAACGGGGGGAAAAGCCAAAAUUCUGCCAAAUGACUCCCCUAAGUGGAAAAGUUGCAGCUUUUGAGACUUUGUUUAGCUGAGAGAAAAGGUGACAUGAUAGGAGAUUCUAAAAUUAUUCAUGGCAGGGAGAAAGUGGCUAGUGAGAAGUUUUUCUCCCCCUCUUGUAACACCAGAACUUGUAGACAUUCCAUGAAGCUGAAGAGGUUGAAGGUUCAGGACAGAUAAAGUUCUUCACGUGGCACAGUUAAUCUAUGGAACUCACUCCCACAGGAGGCAGCAAUGGCCACCAACUGGGAUGGCUUUAAAAGAGUGCUGGACAAAUUCACAGAAAGGUACCGUAUUUUUCGCCCUGUAGGACGCACUUUUCCCCCUCCAAAAAUGAAGGGGAAAUGUGUGUGCGUCCUGUGGGGCAAAUGCAGGCUGUCGCUGAAGCUAUCCGCAAGCCUUGCAAGCCCGGCGGGAGUUGCCGCUGGGCUCGCAAGGCUUGCGGAUAGCAGCCUGUUCUGGGGGCUGGGGUCGGGGGAAGCUUGGGCUUCCCCCACCCCAGCCCCGCGGCUGGGGGGGGGAAAUAAUUUUUUUUAAUUCAUUUCUCCCCCCAAAAUCGAGGUGCGCCCUAUGCGCCGGUGCGCCCUAUAAGGCGAAAAAUACGGUAUAUUAUCUGUGAUGGCUGUGUUUCGUCCCAAACAGCUGGAGGGGGCCAUGUUGACAAAGGCUGGCUUAGAGAACAUGACAUACUGAGGGAUGUAUAGAUUCAUUAAUCAAUCAAUAAAUCAACAAAGCCGGCAGAAAACUAGAGGGUCGAGCGUGGAUCCGAGGGCAAAAGUUGCCUUCAGGAAGAACCUAAUAUAGUGGUACCUCGGGUUAAGUACGUAAGUAAUUCGUUCUGGAGGUCUGUUCUUAACCUGAAACAGUUCUUAACCUGAAGCACCACUUUAGCUAAUGGGGCCCCCUGCUGCCGCUGCAUGAUUUCUGUUCUCAUCCUGAAGCAAAGUACUUAACCUGAGGUACUAUUUCUGGGUUAGCGGAGUCUGUAACCUGAAGCGUCUGUAUCCCGAGGUACCACUGUACAGCUCACACAAAUAACCUGGUUUGCACAAGGGAAAAAAGACCCUGCCCAAGUGACGCUUCCCGCAAAGUCAACUAACCUUUGCAAAAGCUGCCCUGAGUUUCCUAGCAUUUAAAGGCAUGGGCAGCUAAUCUCAAGAAUGAGAAUUAAUUACCCUUUUCCCUUCUGGCUCCUGCGGAAGGGUUUCUGAGUCACAGCAGGCUGCUUUGGAUGCUGCGCCCGGAAGGACCGGCCAAUUGUGCCCGUCUGUGUCUUUAACAGCAUGUGGAGUGAACGCUCCUCCUGCCAGCGCUGGCAGGGGCCGCGCCUCAGCGGGGGCAGCAAAACUGGCACAGCCUGCCUAAGAGAUGGGAGGUCCUUCCCCCACUCGGCUUACCACUGGCCACCUCUAGAAAAGUCACAGAGAUGCUGGGAAGCAUCCAAAAGAAGAAUCGGCUGCUGAACCUACCUUGGAUCUUAAGGCCUCAAGCUGUCUCCUUGCAAGGUUUAACGCCUGAGCUGCCUAAACAUGCAUGGAACUGCCAUGCAUGGAACUUAAGACUCUACUAUGAAUCGGCGGCUUUCUGCUGGUUGAAACAGUGGCUACUUCUUGAGAAUACAGAUAUUUUGGAUCUAGAAGGGUUUGAUAAUAGAUUUGGUUGGCAUGCAUAUAUAUGGUAUGAUAAGGUAAAACUGCAUAAAGGUUUCAAAAACCAUAUUGUUAGGAAAGCAUUAUACAAUGUUUGGAUGCGGUAUAAAGAUCUAUUGGAAAGUAAACUCCCAGGUGGUUGUCACCAAUGGAAGCUAAAGUGGUGAAAAAACUUAAUAUGGAGUCUAAAUGGCCAAAAUAUUGUGAAAUUUUAGAACAAGAUGGGGAAAAGUUAAAUUACAGAGCUAUGAGAAAUUAAAGUCCAAAGUGCGAGAUUGGUUGCACUACCUUCAGAUAAACGAGACAUUUAAACAGGACAGGAAAAUAGGUUUCCAGAUGGAGAGGUCAAAAUUAGAAACAGAACUGUUAGAACCCAAUACUAAGAAUCUGUCGAGAAUGUAUAAUCUGCUGUUGAAAUGGAACACACAGGAUGAAACGGUGAAAUCAGCUAUGAUAAAAUGGGCACAAGAUAUUGGUCAUAACAUUAUGUUUGCUGACUGGGAACAGUUGUGGACCACCGGUAUUAAAUUUACGGCAUGUAAUGCCUUAAGAGAAAACAUUAUGAAAAUGAUGUAUAGGUGGUACAUGACCCCAGUCAAGCUCGCAAAAAUUUAUCAUUUGCCCAAUAACAAAUGUUGGAAAUGUAAUGAGACUGAAGGUACUUUUUUAUCACCUUUGGUGGACCUGCCCGAGGAUAAAAGCUUUUUGGGAAAUGAUCUAUAAUGAAAUUAAGAAGGUUCUUAAAUGGACCUUCCCUAAAAACCCGAGGCUUUUCUCCUGGGCAUUGUCGGCCAAUUGGUGAGAAGGAAGGACAGGACGUUUUUAUGUAUGCGACUACAGCAGCAAGGAUUCUUCUAGCAAAGUAUUGGAAGACACAACAACUACCCACACUGGAAGAAUGGCAGACGAAGGUGAUCGACUAUAUGGGACUGGCGGAAUUGACUGGCAGAAUCCGUGACCAGGGGAAAGAGACAGUGGAAGAAGAUUGGAAGAAAUUUAAAGUUUAUCUUAGAACUUGUUGUAAAAUUCAGGAAUGCUAAAAUGUCAAGGGGUUGGGAAAUAGAGAACUGCAGCUGUAAUUAAUACUAUUAGAAGAACUUAAAAGAAAUUGAAUUGAAUAAUUAGUUGAUUGAGGAGUUGCUGAAGAAAUAUAAAACAAGGAUGCAGAAAAGGGAGGUAUGGGGAAGUCCGGAAAGUAAGGCUUAUGAAAAAUGGUUAUGAAAUUAUACAUGUUUAUAUGUUUGUAUGUCGGUGUAUUGUGUAUUGUUUGUUUUCUUAUCUUGUGUUUGGAAAAUGAAUAAAAAUUUAUUUAAAAAAAAAAAAGGAACUGCCAGAGUUCCCCUGACAGAAACUUGCAAAGGAUCAGUGAGUGGUCUCUUGCGAGGUUGUCAGAGGGGCAGGGAGGCUUGCAAAGUGCUGAGGUUUGACCCAGCAAAUUCAGACCCCAAGAAAGCUUCUUUUAAUUUCAACUGACAGAAGCUUGCAAAAGGAGCAGAGGGGAUGCUAGCAAGGUUGUCGAAGGAGCUUGCAAAGUGCUGUGCUUUGAUCCAGCAAAUUCAGAUCUUGGGAAAGCUGUCCUUAAUUGUCAGGAACAUGGCCCCCUGCUCAGGCCUAACUUGUCUCCUGCGCUCUCUUUCCGUUCCUGAACCCCACUCCUCAUUUCCUAUCCCUACUUUUCCCUAAUGCUGGUAUUUUUUUCCAGGCCCCACCUCUUCCUUUCCCUGGGUCUAUUUUUGCUCCUCCUCCUCCCCUGAUUACUUUCUUUUGCAGACCCUCCAAGCGCCCCUAUUUUUCAGGGGACAGUCCAGGAUUUACAGCAGCCGUUCUGGUUUCUGAUUUGAUCCCGGAAUGACCUGCUUUUCCUUAGGAUGUUCCUAUUUCCAUUGGAGAAAUGUUGGAGCGUAUGAAGUCAUGCGACCCCCGAAACAAGGAGAUAAGUAACGACGCAACCUUUAGAAGAUGUCUGAAGGCAGCUCUGUAUAGGGACGUUUUUCAAUGUUUCAGUAUGUUUUUAUAUAUGUUGGUGGCUGGGGCAACCCAGUCAGAUGGGCAGGGUAUAAAUAUUAUUACAGUGGUACCACAGUUGUCGAACGUAAUCCAUUCCAGAAGACCAUUCGACUUCCGAAACGUUAGACAACCAAGGCGCAAAGGGCGGUCAGCAAAGUCGGUGGAGAAAAUUGAAAAACACGCAACAGAAGCCGUUCAACUUCUGAGGCACGUUCAGAAACAUUUACUUCUGGGUUAUCAGCAUUUGAAAACCAAAACGUUCAGUUUCCGAGAUGAUCAAAAACUGAGGUACCACUGUAUUAUUAUUAUUGAAUAGGAAGCCUCUUAUUUCAUCAGAGAAAUGUUGGAGGGAAUGCUUUUGGACAGACCUUCAGAAACCCAUAACAUUGCUCCACAAUAGAGCAGUCCUCACGCUCUGGUUUCCCUCGCUUUGUCUCCCAUUCCAGGUCAUGGCGUGCCCUGAGAUGUCCUCCUCCAUCUUGUGAACUCCUUGCCUCUGCCCAAUGCCUGCGGAACCGCCUGCCACCGCCAUGGUCCACCCCGAGGGGAGUGCCCUGCUGAAGGCUGUCUGGCAGGGCAAGUUCCGCCUCACCCGCCUGCUGCUAGAGGGUGGGGCCUACAUCAAUGAGGGCAACAUCCAGGGGGAAACCCCCCUCAUUGCGGCCUGCGUGGCCCCCUACGAGGACCCUCAGAACAAGUCCCGCAUGGUGAGGUACCUCCUGGAGAACGGGGCCGACCCCAACAUCCCUGACAAGAUGGGGAAGUCCGCCCUGAUGCACGCCUGCGCCGACGGGGCUGGGGCUGAGGUGGCUUCCAUUUUGUUGGCGCACGGGGCAGAGCCCAGCGCCAAGGAUUACUCUGGGGCGUCGGCUUUGGUGUACGCCAUCAACAAGGGGGACCGGGGGACCUUGCAGGUGCUCUUGGAUGCUUGCAAGGCCAAAGGGAAGGAGGUCAUCAUCAUCACCACAGACACGUCCCCCUCAGGGACCAAGAAAACCAAGCAGUACCUGAACUCGCCACCGUCGCCAGGUGUGGAGGACAGCCGUUCGCCCGCUCUGUGCAUGUCCCCCUCAGACAUUGAGGUGAGGACCUCCCAGUCCCCCGGCGGCAGCGAGAAGGAAGAGGAGCGUGAUGUUUUCAACUUCACCAUGGCCACCCGGCUCAGCUGCUCCCCUCUCCCGCACGGCAAGGGGAAGGAGGCUGAGGAGAAAGCCCCGACCCUCCCGCCCAAAGGCCGGCCCAAGCAGCUGAAGAGGUUAAACUCGGAGCCAUGGGGCCUGGUGGCGCCCUCUGUCCUAGCUGCCUCCCACCAGGAAAAGGCCCGGACCCCGGAAGAGAGGAUGACGGCUGAGAUGAAUGGCCUGAGCUUCUCGAAGAGGCCUCCGUUGUCCCGGAGACACAGCAUGGAAGGCCAGGAGUCGUCCUGCCUCAAAAUGGCUGCUCACCAGGCCUCAGGGGAAGAGCUGCCCAGCCUGGAAGCCGCGUGGGCAGAGAAAGUCCAUUUCAGCCACCUGCACCAGACUCUCGCCCGACGCAACACGGCGCCCGAAACCCAAGACGGCGGUCCAAGUCCUGGCUCCCGGGCUCUGGUCCACCCCAAGCUGAAUUGCUUGGACCACUACGAGUUGGAUUCCCUCUGCCCCGAGUCCAUCCCCGGCUCCCCGGAUUCGGGCCGCGUUUCUGUGGAGAGGAGGAAGUACAACGCCUCCCCGUUGACCCUGCCGGCCAGCUCGUCCCGAGAGAGUUUGGAAAGCAUCCCCAACGCCGUCUCCCCCAUCACGAUACGACGCCGAGCCCCGGGUCUCCUCGAGAGGAGGGGCUCUGGGACGCUGCUGCUGGACCACAUUGCCCACACCCGGCCGGGCUUCCUGCCCCCACUCCACCUCAACCCCCACCCUCCCCUCCGCGACAUCCGGGGCAAUGGCAAGCCCUCCUCCCCGGCCCACAAGGGCCUGAUCCCGGUGGCCCCCACUUCUCCCAAAGGCAAGAGGCUACUCCGGAGGCACUCCAUGCAGACGGAGCAGAUGAAGCAGCUGGUCAGUUUUCAGAGCCUGAUCGCCCAAGGGGACUCGGUGGCCAGUUAA
This is a messenger RNA of Podarcis lilfordi (Lilford's wall lizard), 16077 nucleotides long. The record is from the annotation of a GenBank genome assembly. NCBI's taxonomy places the organism in Eukaryota, Metazoa, Chordata, Lepidosauria, Squamata, Lacertidae.